Molecule: messenger RNA, 2097 nt
Organism: Symbiodinium sp. CCMP2456
Lineage: Eukaryota; Dinophyceae; Suessiales; Symbiodiniaceae
Source: the annotation of a GenBank genome assembly
AUGGGUGUGCCUGGACUCCUGAAGGCACUCAGUGACGUGCAAAGGCCGGUCCACGUGUCCGAGUACCGCGGCCUCACCGUGGGGAUAGAUGCCUACUGCCUGCUCCAUCGAGGGAAGCUGGGCUAUGUUGAGGCCCUGCUGCAUGAGACUCCCGAUGCCGAGAGCCUUUACCAGGGACCGGUUCCAUCGAGUUUCCAAACCUCUGCGGCCUGUGUGGCAGCGCUGCUGAGGCCAGCACGGGAGCUUUUGGACCUCCUACAGAAGGUGGGUGCUGAACCCUUCUUUGUUUUCGAUGGGGCGCCACUCCCAGCCAAGAGUGCGACAGAGCUUGCACGCAGACAGGCGCGUGAGGAAGCAGCGCGCAUGGCGGCAGUGGCCGGUUCCACUGCCAAGCGUCUCUGCGGCGCUGUGGACAUCACGCCGGAAAUGGCAUCUGCCUGCAUCGAGCAGUUCAGUCCGCUCGGGGUGAGGUGCAUCGUGGCUCCUUGCGAAGCUGAUGCACAAUUGGCCUUCCUUGCACAUUCGGGACGUGUUGAUGUGGUGGUGAGUGAAGACGUGGACCUCCUAGCUUUCGGCUGCCCGCGAGUCCUCUUCGGUCUGGAUGUUCGCAGAGGUUGCGGUCAAGAAGUUCGAUUGGCCGACAUAGGCAAAAGCCGAACUCUGAUGCCCUACCGUUUGACACCGGAAACCCUUCCAGACCUUUGCGUGCUUAGCGGCUGUGACUACUUGCCGUCGUUGCCCCGCUUGGGCUUGCGCCGUGCCGCGCAACUUCUUCACCGUGCUCGAGGCAACGUGGAGCGCGCUCUGCAGCUGGCACAGCGUGAUGGAAUUAGCGUACCCGACGCAUACUUGCAGGAGUUCGUUGAAGCCCGACUGGUCUACACCUGUCAGCUGGUUUUCGACGACCGUGCCCAGCAACUGCGCAUGCUGUCGCCGCUUCCAGCAUCUGCCAGCAAGACCAGGUUGCAACGGCUGGGUGUCGGCCUUUUCGACAACGAGGUGGCACUUGAAAUUGCAGUGGGGCAGAAGAACCCAAUGACAUUGGUGGCGUUUUCGCGCACAUCCUGUCCUCCACCAAAGUGGUUCGGUGGGUGCGACGUGACAGGAGAUGCUGUUUGUGCAUUGCCCACUCCUCUCCGACCAUUUCGGCAACCUCGAGCAAAAGAUGGUACUGCCGCAGCAGCCGCGGUGGUGUCCAAACCGCAGCAGAACGCGGACGCAUCUUCACCAGAACAGCGGAAUUCGAUGACCCGGGUGUUGGAUGUGGAUGCUCGACACGAUCCUGGAUGUGAAAAUGCCGGUUUCACGCAGGUUGGCGCCGCCUGGGCUGCCGUGGGCCAGAAGUUGGCCAUACGAGAGAUCUCGCUUCUGAAAGAGCUACAGCACCCCAACAUUGUCAGGCUUUGUGACGUGAUUCACACGGAACGAAAGUUGACGCUGGUGUUUGAGUACUUAGAUCAAGACCUCAAGAAGUUGCUGGACAUGUGCGACGGUGGCUUGGACCCUGCAACCACCAAGUCCUUCCUGUAUCAGCUUCUACGAGGUAUUGCGUAUUGCCAUGCGCAUCGGGUCCUGCACCGGGAUCUGAAGCCCCAGAACUUACUGAUCAACAGGGAAGGCUCGCUCAAGCUAGCCGACUUUGGUUUAGCACGCGCUUUCGGCAUCCCUGUGCGGAGCUACACGCACGAGGUUGUGACUUUGUGGUACCGGGCGCCUGAUGUCCUGAUGGGUUCUCGCAAGUAUUCGACACCUGUAGACAUCUGGUCUGUCGGAUGCAUCUUCGCAGAAAUGGUCAAUGGUCGCCCUCUGUUUCCUGGCGACACAGACGCGAACCAGCUUCAGAAGAUCUUUAAGAUCCUUGGUACUCCGUCAGAGUCUACUUGGCCGACAAUCACCGAGCUUCCGGACUGGAAGCCCGACUUUCAGCAGUUCGAGCCUCAGGCGUGGAAGAGCAUUGCGCCAAACCUUGAUGCGGAAGGCACGGAUUUGAUGUCGAAAUUCCUCCAGUACUGGCCCGACAGAAGGAUAUCGGGCAAGGCGGCAAUGGAGCAUGAGUACUUCAGGGGUCUCGGGGAAGCCAUCAAGAACAUGAAGUGA